AUGGCAAUAACACUAAUCCAACUCCUUACCAAUAUUUGUUUGCAUUUAAAAAAUUUUUUUUUACUUCAUUAUUUUCAACACUCGGAAAAAGCAAAUUGCAUAAAUGAUUUGGAUGCAAUUUUAACUCAAAUACCCACUGAUUCAGGCUUAGACAUUAACACCCUAUUUGCUAAUAAAACACCCUUUCAAUUAAAAAAAACGUGUCCACUUUCUAUAGGACAUGUUGAUUAUAGAAAUUUAGAAAUUCCUGAACAAAAUGCAUUCAUUUAUGUUUGUGGAUAUAUUAUGAGUAAAUGUCUAACCAAACACUCAUGUGAAAUAUGUUUAGAGUAUGCAAAAACCCAAAAAAAUUUAGAUCCUUCAUUUUUGUUAUGCUUUUUUAAAGCGUAUGAAAAUGCUAAAAAAUCAACGUUUGGAAAUUUAAAUAUGCCCCAUGAAAAUUUUUACAAUUAUGUUUAUAUCUUGGAAUCUGAAUUUAUAAAUAGUUUUCCUAUUUUGUCUGUUGAAAAAGGAAUAGGCGAUAAACUUAAAAUGAGAAUGCAUAAUAUUGAUUAUGAACAUCCAUGUCCCAACUUUGAUAAAGAUUACUUACUGAAUUUUUUUUUGCGUUUUUAG
This is a messenger RNA of Macrosiphum euphorbiae (potato aphid), 615 nucleotides long. The record is from the annotation of a GenBank genome assembly. Lineage: Eukaryota; Metazoa; Arthropoda; Insecta; Hemiptera; Aphididae.